AUGCAUCAAGACCAGCAGAAUCGCCUUUAUCAGGCGCGCAUCAUCGCUAGUAUCGCUGCAACUGUCAUGUCCUUAGCUUGCGGCACCAAUUAUGUCUACUCAGCUUGGGCUCCGCAGUUUGCGGAACGAUUGAAGUUGUCGUCUACAGAAAGCAACUUGAUCGGUCUAUGUGGUAAUCUGGGAAUGUAUACCCUUGGCAUGCCCAUAGGUGCCUUUAUUGACUAUCGAGGCCCGCGGCCUGCUGUCCUUGCCGGUGCCAUCCUCAUGCUCCUUGGCUACUUUCCCCUUCACCAAGCCUACCAUCGUGGCUCCGGAUCUGUGCCUCUGAUGUGUGUCUUCUCCUACAUGACUGGUCUGGGCAGUUGUAUGGCAUUCGCUGCAUCUGUCAAGACAUCUGCUCUCAACUGGCCCAAAACCCGUGGAACGGCCACAGCUUUCCCAUUGGCUGCCUUUGGCUUGAGUGCCUUCUUCUUCUCUUUCGUCGGUGCUGUCUUUUUCCCCGGCAAUCCCAGUGCCUUCCUUGAGCUUCUCGCUUGGGGCACCUCUGGCCUUACCUUUGGCAGCUUCUUCUUCCUGAAAGUCUACCACGACCAGCCCGAGUAUGAGGCCGUACCCGCAUCGGAUGACACGCAGAGCAUUCCAUCGUCAGCAUCUCAGCAAUUUCGACCUGGAUCUUCAGAGGAGCCGAAACCCUUCCGCUCCUCUCGAGUGGAUAAUGAACCCGGUAUGUUAACUAAUUCCAGUAGUGAUAGCACCUGUGCCAGUAGGAACUCGUACACUCCUGCUGUAGCAUCCUCAUCUACCGCCGCCCCGGAUUCGAUGGGCUCUCUUGGAACUCCACUUGCGCCUGAAUUCGGCCUUGUGGUCGCCCCCGAGAAUCCUGAAGACCUCGAGGUUGGCGAGAGGUCACCCCUGACUUCUCGUCCCUCAUCACGAACCGAUCAACCCCUUCUUGGAAAUAAUUAUAUUAAUAACGAUGGAUCUCACCAUCUAGACAUUCGAGGUCUCGCCCUCUUGCGCAGCGCUAGCUUUUGGCACCUCUUUAUCAUCAUGGGUAUUUUGGCUGGCGUUGGUCUCAUGACCAUCAAUAAUAUUGGAAACGAUGCCAAGGCUCUUUGGAAGCAUUACGACAAGAAUGUGACCGACGAUACUCUCGUUCAUAGGCAACAAAUGCAUGUAUCAGCGUUGUCUAUUUGCAGCUUCCUCGGCCGACUGUCAAGUGGUGUUGGCUCCGACUUCUUGGUCAACAGACUUCACGCCAGCAGGCUCUGGUGUCUUGUUGCCGCCUGCAUAAUCUUCAUCUUUGCUCAAGUGUGCGCCUUGAACGUCGAAAACCCACACUGGCUUGGCCUAGUCUCGGGCCCGUCCGGCUUAGCCUAUGGCUUCCUCUUUGGCGUCUCUCCUUCUCUUGUCGCCGAGACUUUUGGCGUUGGGGGACUUAGUCAGAACUGGGGUUUUAUCACCAUGGCUCCUGUGUUCUCGUCCAACGUCUUCAACAUAUUUUAUGGUAAAAUCUACGAUGCACAUAGUGUAGUUGACGGUCUUGAAUGUUACCGCUCCGCCUAUUGGGUCACAUUAUUAUCAUGCUGCGCUGGAACAGGCAUCACUCUCUGGGCAAUUCGCCAUCGACAUGCAAAGCACCAAAGGGCGAUGAACAAGGGGCACGAGGAGGACUAA
Fusarium venenatum is the source of this 1677-nucleotide messenger RNA. The record is from RefSeq and is a predicted model, not a curated record. Lineage: Eukaryota; Fungi; Ascomycota; Sordariomycetes; Hypocreales; Nectriaceae.